GCUAACCGCUAACGCAAUCACCAAUCGCAUGGCUUCCCUGCUCCUCCUUAUCGCCGUUAUCUUCACGGCCAUCUCGCCGGCAGCAAUCGCCGCCAAUGAAAACUCCACCGACUUCAUCCUCCGCAACUGCGCUGCAACCCUCUACCCCCAACUCUGCUACAAAUCCCUCAAACCCUACGCACCAACCGUCAAUCAGAACCCGUUAACCCUCGCCGUCGCCGCGGCCAACGUCAGCCUCUCCAAGAUAAAGGGCGCGUCUUUUCAGGCGGUGAGGUUGAGGCGCAACAGCACGGGGAGGGCCGGCGCAGCCCUGCGUGACUGCGUUGAAUCGCUUCGGACGGCGGCGGAUCUGACUAAGCAGUCUGCGUUGGAAAUCAAGAAGCUCGGGCCGGCGGCGCAGGCAGGCGGGCCGAGUUUCGCUUGGGAGGUAUCCAACGCUCAGACGUGGAUGAGCGCUGCUCUCACUAAUGAAGAUACUUGCAUUGACGGUUUUGACGACGUCGGCGGCGGCGGCGGCUCCGCUGCAGUGAAGGUAUUUAUUGGAACUGUGGGGAGGGUGAAGCAGUAUACUAGUAACGCUCUUGCGCUGCUCAACGCCCUUGUGGUUGGAUGAAUCUUCUGUGGGUUAUAAGGUGCGGCUAAGCCGUUCAUUUUAUUUUGGACGAUUAAGAUUAUUGGAUUGAUCGAACUUUAUUUUCUCUUAUCCGUCCAAAAUGAACUACAAGAUCCGGACACUAGGACAGUAUUAAAUAUAUGGUACAGUUACCAUUGUAAUUAUAAAAGAUUCGAGCUGUUUGCAACUCUGACCUUCUCAGGCGAUGAGUGAUCAUUAGUUUGUUCUUUGUAAAGAGAAAAUUGCAUUGUUCUGUUUGUCUUUUAUCUGUUAUAUGCUUUGGUACUUUAUGUGUGUAAAAAUAAACAAUAUAUAUGUGGAUUUUAUUU
Messenger RNA from Dendrobium catenatum, 942 nucleotides. RefSeq names its product pectinesterase inhibitor 9-like. Gene Ontology annotation, biological process: negative regulation of catalytic activity. The record is from RefSeq and is a predicted model, not a curated record. NCBI's taxonomy places the organism in Eukaryota, Viridiplantae, Streptophyta, Magnoliopsida, Asparagales, Orchidaceae. The transcript has a single exon. Gene Ontology annotation, molecular function: enzyme inhibitor activity. The coding region runs from base 29 to 613 and encodes 194 amino acids.